AUGGGGCGGCGUGAGGGGGGGCGGCACCCCGCGCUGGACCCUCGCGGUCGUGUGGGACAGGGCCUGCGGGUGUCCAGCCGUGAACCCCCCGCUUCCAGCCUGGGGGGCUCCCCCUUCCGUGAGGGCCCCCGUGGCCGGUCCCCCUUUCCCGAUCUCAGGAAGCAGGCGAGGCAGCUGGAGAACGAGCUGGACCUGAAGCUGGUCUCCUUCAGCAAACUCUGCACCAGCUACAGCAGCACCCGAGACGGAAGGCGCGACAGCUCUGACACAACUCCUCUCUUAAAUGGAUCAAGCCAGGACAGAAUGUUUGAGACCAUGGCUGUGGAGAUUGAACAACUUCUGGGAAAGCUUACUGGAAUAAAUGACAAAAUGGCAGAAUACACAAAUAGUGCAGGAGUCCCGUCCCUGAAUGCUGCACUGAUGCAUACGUUACAGCGUCACAGAGACAUAUUGCAGGAUUAUACGCACGAAUUCCACAAAACCAAAGCGAACUUUUUGGCAAUACGAGAAAGGGAGAAUCUGUUGGGAUCAGUACGAAAAGAUAUCGAAUCAUACAAAAGUGGGUCUGGCGUGAAUAACAGAAGAACAGAACUAUUCCUGAAGGAACACGAACACCUUCGAAACUCAGAUCGACUGAUAGAAGAAACAAUAAGCAUUGCCAUGGCAACUAAAGAAAAUAUGACUUCGCAGAGAGGAAUGUUGAAGUCGAUACAAAGCAAGAUGAAUACCUUGGCUAAUCGGUUUCCAGCAGUCAACAGCCUGAUUCAAAGGAUCAACCUUCGGAAACGACGAGAUUCUCUCAUCUUGGGUGGCAUUAUUGGCAUCUGUACCAUCUUACUGCUGCUAUAUGCUUUUCAUUGA
Nipponia nippon (crested ibis) is the source of this 861-nucleotide messenger RNA. The record is from RefSeq and is a predicted model, not a curated record. NCBI's taxonomy places the organism in Eukaryota, Metazoa, Chordata, Aves, Pelecaniformes, Threskiornithidae.